Messenger RNA from Zea mays, 723 nucleotides. RefSeq lists its product as uncharacterized. The coding region runs from base 197 to 721 and encodes 174 amino acids. The transcript has a single exon. Lineage: Eukaryota; Viridiplantae; Streptophyta; Magnoliopsida; Poales; Poaceae. The record is from RefSeq and is a predicted model, not a curated record.
GGCGUGCUGCUCCAGUCGGUCUCCUUCCUCCCUCUGUCCCUUGCCGCAGGAGCAGCAGCUCCUCCUCCCAUGGUCGGCCUCCCUUCUCCCCCUCGGCUCCUUCCUCUAGGCCGAGCUCCUAUGCCAGGAACGACUGCUCCACUUGACCGCUGCUCCAUUUUUUUCCCUCACUCUGCUCUCUCGGCUGCUGGCAGCCAUGGCGCGACGCCUCUGCUCCUUCUCUCUACCCCACAAAACAGCCAGCGCGCAGGAGCUUCUUCUCCAUGGACGCCGACCAGGCUGGUCCCUCGCCUCUGCUCUUCCCCGUGGUCGCGGUUCUGCGCAGAGCUGCGAGCAGGAGCACGCCAUGGCCGGAUCUGCCCCCUCCAUGGACGCCCCUUGCUGUUCCCUGCGCCCGGCUCUCUCUAUCCAGCGCGUCCCAUUUUCUUCCAUGGAAAACCAACAGCGAGCCCCCUUCCUCGCUGUUCGUCGUGGUGCCCGCCGGCUGUUCGGCAAAAUGCGCAGGAAGCCGCGCGCUGCAGCAGCCCUCCCGUUCGAUCUCCACUCCCCUCGUCGCGUGUCGUCGCUCUCGUGCUCGCUGCGCAGCCCCAUCCGCAACGCCGUCGAAAACCGUGCUAGUGGUCGGCGCCGCGCUUCGCGCCUUGCCCGUUCGACGAAAUGCCAAGCCAUGUGGACAGCCCAUGCGUCUAGUCACGACUUGUUCAGGUUGAUUGAUUUAUAGUU